This is a messenger RNA of Liolophura sinensis, 5818 nucleotides long. Its product is annotated as small G protein signaling modulator 2-like. Gene Ontology annotation, molecular function: GTPase activator activity. Gene Ontology annotation, biological process: activation of GTPase activity. NCBI's taxonomy places the organism in Eukaryota, Metazoa, Mollusca, Polyplacophora, Chitonida, Chitonidae. The record is from RefSeq and is a predicted model, not a curated record.
UGAAGACUACUGUCAAAAUGACGGAGGAAACAGCCACGAUGACGGCGGGAUCGGAAGCCCGACAGAAGCUUCUGAAAGCUGUCAAAAAGGAGGUAAAACAGAUCAUGGAAGAAGCAGUUACAAGAAAAUUUGUUCACGAGGAGAGUAGCAGCAUUACCUCCCUUUGUGGGGCUGUAGAAGCCUGUCUCUUGCACAGUCUGAAGAAGAGAGCUCUUGGGUUGUUCAAGUACAGCACAACAACAGCCUUGUUACAGAAGGUGUCAAAGAGCUGCGAAUCGGCUGCUGAAGGCGCGCUGGUGACAGAGAUCGAGGCCAACAAUGCCCCCAACAAUGACGGGAUAUACAUGUACGUCGCCGUGUUGUUGGCGACUGGUGUAAUGUUACAACCGCUUGGAGAACCAGCACCCAGUAUAUUUGGCUGUACAUCAUACAGUACAUGGUUUGAAGGAAAAUCAGUGGACAGCAACAAGAACCAAACAAAGAAGCCUGUUCCAGCGUACAACCCCAAGUACCUGUGGAUCAGACUGGCCAUAUUUGAGAAACACCUGGCCAAAAUUCUGGAUUAUCUUGUUCAGAAUCACAGUAAAUACUAUGAGCCAGAUGCCCUCAUUGCUGAUCCAGUUGAUGGACCAAUAUUUGCUUCCCUGCUGGUUGGCCCGUGUGCCCUUGACUACACAAAGAUGAAGACAGCUGAUCACUUCUGGACCGACCCCCCAGCAGAUGAGCUGGUACAGAGGCAUCGGAUACACAGUGGUCAUACAGGCAAUCUCACAGGGCCAGGCUCACCCAAACGACCAGGCCUCCAAGUCUGGAUGCGUCACCACACUAGCACCAGCAGUGAGGAGAGUACAAAAGGACAACACCUUUCAGCCAAAGAAUAUGUCGAGUCACUUCACCAAAAUUCCAAAACAACCCUGCUGUAUGGAAAAAACAAUGUGCAGGUUCAGCCCAAAGAAGAUGUGGAGUCGCUAGCGGGCUACUUAUCACUGCACCAAUCAGCUGAUGGCUUAACCAUCAAGUGGACGCCCAAUCAGCUGAUGAAUGGCUGUGUAGAAGACAAGGAUGAGGAAGUUGACAGGAGCUUAUAUUGGGACUAUGCAUUGACGGCCUGCCUGGAUGAGAUCGUCUACAUCCACUGUCACCAGCAACCGGACUGUGGCGGGACGAUCGUGCUGGUUGGUCAGGAUGGUGUACAGCGCCCCCCUAUCCACUUCCCCAAGGGAGGUCACCUGCUGGCGUUUCUGUCCUGUCUGGAGAAUGGGCUCCUCCCCCAUGGUCAGUUAGAUCCGCCCCUCUGGUCUCAACGAGGUAAAGGUAAGGUGUUUCCGAAGCUGAAACGUAAAGCAAGCAGUAAGCAGAUGCUUAGCGAGACUGAGGAUGAAGCCACUGACUACGUCUUCAGGGUUGUGCAGACCUUCAAACCAGAGAAAAUGCCUCCAGAAAUGAUGGACCCCAAAGCAAAAAUAAAGUCAGAGUUUUCUUGGCCAGUACGUGAAAUUCGCACUCGCAGUCCCCUCACCCAUUCCACAGUGCAGUCGUAUGCCAAGGACCAGCAGGAAAUGAACAACACUUGUCUGUCAAAGUCUAGUAACCACAGAAGCACGAUCAAACAGUUAUGUGAGACUAUGAAGACGCAGAUCAUCUCCAGGGCCUUUUAUGGAUGGCUUGCCCACUGUCGUCACCUGAAGACUGUCAGGACGCAUCUCUCAGGAUUGGUCCAUCACAACAUUGUAUCAGCUGAUGACCCUCUAGAUGCUAGUGGAGGACUCACUAAACUUAAGUGGGAGGAGCUUUGUAGAGAAGGGGUGGUGAAUCAAGAAGAAGAGAUCCACCGGCUGGUGUAUUACGGGGGCGUGGAUCCGGAGAUUAGAAAAGCUGUGUGGCCUUACCUUCUGGGUCACUACCAGUUUGGCAGCAGUGAAGAGGAUCGCUGUGCAGUGGACGCGGCACUCCAGACGGCCUACGAGCAGACCAUGUCAGAGUGGCUGGCUGUGGAGGCCAUUGUCAGACAGAGAGACAAGGAAAUCAUGGCAGCUAAUCUGGCCAAGCUCUCCUCAGAGAGUCAGGAUGGUCAGAUUCCCCUGGUGAGGAAAGACUCUAGUCUCAGUAACGACGUGUUUAUAUCACAGAGUUUUGACUCUGACGAUUUCUCCCACCCAGAGACGCUUCCCGAGGAAAGCUCCACUGCCAUGACGACUCCAACUCCAGAGCACCGCCUCUCCUUAGAGACGUGUAUAAAUGUGACGACCCCUGAUCUCCUGCAGACAGACACAGAUGACAUGUCGCCACGGGAAACCAAGUUGUCCUCAGGUGACAGUCCUGACGAUGGACUGGGUGACUCUAUAGCCAGGCAGAGUUCUCUGGCCACGCGGUCAAAGCUGGGAUCGGCAGCAGAUUCUGAGGCGACAGAUGCAGGCCGUUCAGAGAUGGGCAGUCUGACAGACCGCAGCAUCAUAGUGACGAAGUCGUCUGUGGACAGUGCAGGGGUUGACGAUUACUUCAGUGGAGCGGAGUGCACAGACGAUAUGGCCGUUGGGGAGAUCGCAGCGCCCGGGGAUCAGGACAGCGAGAUGGAGCUCUCUGCCCCAGAGAAUCUGGGGAUGGAGGGGGCGAGCAGAGGCGUGGAGUUAGAAUCAGAUCUGUCGGGUACUCGUCACCUGUCAGCCAGCAGAGAAAGUCUCAUUUCACCAUCGUCUCCAGCAUCUAAUGGAGGAAUCUACUCUACUGAAAUGUUAGAGAAUGUGGCCCUGAAUCUCCAUCGUAUUGACAAAGACGUGCAGCGGUGUGACAGAAACUACGUGUACUUUACCCCUGAGAACCUAGACAAGCUAAGGAAUAUCAUGUGCACAUACGUUUGGGAACACCUGGAUGUUGGUUAUGUACAGGGAAUGUGUGACCUGGUUGCUCCUCUACUUGUAAUAUUUGAUGACGAGGCCAAAACAUACAGUUGCUUUUGUGAGUUGAUGAAGAGGAUGUCUACCAACUUUCCCCAUGGAGGGGCCAUGGACACUCACUUUGCCAACAUGAGAUCAUUAAUACAGAUUCUGGACUCUGAGUUGUUUGAACACAUGCACCAGAAUGGAGACUACACCCACUUCUACUUCUGCUAUCGCUGGUUCCUCCUGGAUUUCAAAAGAGAGCUGCUGUAUGAGGAUGUGUUCUCAGUGUGGGAGACAAUCUGGUCAGCAAAACACAUCAGCUCCGCUCACUUUGUGCUCUUCAUUGCCCUCGCCUUGGUGGAGUACUACAGAGACAUCAUCCUGGAUAACAACAUGGACUUCACAGACAUUAUCAAGUUCUUUAACGAAAUGGCCGAGAGACACAACGCCAAGCAAGUGUUGAAUAUUUCUCGUGAGCUGGUUUUGAGGUUGCAGACCCUCAUUGACAAUAAGUAAUGAAGGGUGCAACUCCUGAAGACCAUCCAUUCCGGUGACACAGGGAUAAUGGCUACUGAAUAGAAAGUGGCUGCCCUUCAUAUGUGGGUGGUGGCUACUGAGUAGAAAGUGGCUUCCCUUUAUAUGGUGGUAAUGGCUACUGAAAAGAAAAUGGCUUCCCUUGAUAUAUGGACGUUGUGGCUACUGAACAGAUAGUACAUUCCCUUCAUAUGGGGGUGGUGGCUACUGAACAGAUAAUGGCUGCCCUGAAUAUGGAGGUUAUGGCUACUGAACAGAUAGUGCGUGCCCUUGAUGUAGGGGUGGUGGAUACUGAACAGAUAAUGGCUGCCCUGCGUAUGGAUGUUGUGGCUACUGAACAGAUAGUGCAUUCCCUUUAUAUAGGGUGGUGGCUACUGAACAGAUAGUGCAUUCCUUUUCAUAUGGGGGUGGUGGCUACUGAACCGAUAGUGCAUUUUUUAACAUAUGGGGGUGGUGGCUACUGAACAGGUAGUGCAUUCCUUUUCAUAUGGGGGUGGUGGCUACUGAACAAAUAAUGGCUGCCCUGAAUAUGGAGGUGGCAGCUACUGAACAGAUAAUGGCUUCCCUUCAUAUGGGGGUGGUGGCUACUGAACAGAUAAUGGCUUCCCUUCAUAUGGGGUGGUGGCUACUGAACAGAUAGUGGCUUCCCUUCUUUUGGAAAAUAUCUCAUUGUGUCAAUUGUUGGUGUUGUAACUUUGGAGAAUUUAGACAUCUGUUGUAGACAUUGGUGCAUUUAAGCUUCUGAAAACCCACUUCAUAUCCUAGUUUUAGUGUCAAAAAGUGUGAAAUUGAAAAUGUACUUGUGAGCUUUGAACUGCUAUUUAAUGAGUCAGAAACAAAUGAAGGAGCUUUACUCAUGACACUCUCCAUCGUGUAUACUCAGUUUUUUUAAAGUUCCCCUCUCAAGAGUUUUUUAUCUUUUUUUCUUUCAAGAAAUAUUUUAUAGGAGUAACUAGAUUCCAUGUUGGUAUGCAACAUUUUUCUUGAUUUAUUGUGUAUUUUAGAUUUUUUGUCAACUACUCACAGUUCAACAUUUAUGUGAAUGUAUAGGUACUAUUUUUUACAAAGGCUGUAAGCCCCAAAGCCAAACAUAUGUAAAAUACAAAUAUUUAAUGUUUGUGAUAACUGCUCUUUGAUGAUCAGUAACGUAGCAAGAUUACAUGUAUGUUACUCAAGAAAACAGAAGACUUUAGAUUGUUUACUUCAACCAAGAUUCAUACACAGUUAGUGAAGCUGAUAUUUAAAACAAAUUUUAAUGUCUUAAUUAUUCCAGUUGUUUAUUACCUUAAUUUAAUAUCUAAGUGUACUUUAGUUCAGCAUUUAAGCUUCAAGGCAGCUGAAAUUUCAAGGCAUACGUGAAGAAUUUUUAAAUUCUGCAGAAUUUUAAAUUGUGAUACACGAACCAAAUGAAGAUGAUAAUUUAUUGUUUUACAACUUUUUGACUAGAAUUUUGAACUGUUUUCGUACUUACAUCGCAGAAAGGUUAAACAGGCAUUUAUUCAAUUAAACUUCAUAGAUUUAAACAGCUACUUUUAUUACUCUGAGUUCAUGCUAUUUCAUUUCACGGGGAUAUCCUUGUAUAACAUCAAGUAGAAGUGUCUGAUAUAUGUGUAGCAUACAUAAGAUUGAAUUUGAUCAGCGUAAUUUUAUUUAUAGAUCAAUCUGGAACUGUUUUAAACUUUGCAUUUCUGAAACUCACUGCACAGCUUAAAGCUACAUGUAUUUUUAAUAUGUAAAUUUGUUGUGAAUUCCAAGAAAGCACACUGAUAUCUCUUAUUGUUUGCAUGUUGAUUUAACAAAAAAUUGAUUAUUUAUCUGUAUGUUUGUUUGCAUAGUGCUGUUUUUACUUUUGUUGUAUGGACUCAAGGUUUCCGCCUAGUUUACUUGAAUGUUGAUCAAUGUAAAUAGAACUAUCUUUGUUGAAAAUGAAAACAUUUACACCACCUAAGCGCACUGUUUCUCAUGGAAAAUGUCAAGGCCAUCUCUGUGAUCUGUCUGCCUGUUUCACUAAACAGUUAAAUUUGAUUCAUAAAAACCUUAAAAGACAAAACAGGGCAAAGAACCCUUUUGGGAGAAACAUCAGUCUUUCAGCGAAUUUUGUUAUAGCAAAAAAAUCUUAAAGAAUGUAUUUCGAGUUAAAAUUCUCAAAAGGGUUCUGGCGUUUCGAUGCAGGUGGCAGUGAAAUGUACAUUCAUUUUGCACAAAGUUAAAUUUAUUUACUUCUUUUUAUUUAUCUUAUUAUUGUGAAUUGUUUGGUGUAUAACCUACGGACUAAAAAUAUUUUCAGCUUCCUGCAAAAAGACAAGUGACAUAAAUUGGCUCAUAGUUGUGCUAACAUUUUAUAAUUUUGAAUAUUCAUUUAUCAUUCCAGAGUCGUGUUAUAAUAGGUACACGUAUGUAAAAAA